AUGGUGAUUGGUAUAGAGGAAAGGAUUAGGAUUAGAUUGUCUUGGAUUUGCUUUGGUUAUAGUGCUAUCUUUCUAUUUUGGGUCUUUGAUGCAUUUCUUGUUCCGUGUGCUAGUGGUAUAUCAAUGGAUUGGAUGAUCAAUAGGGAUUUGCAAAAGGCAACAUAUAAUUUUACAACACUCAUAGGACAGGGUGCAUUUGGUCCUGUUUAUAAAGCUCAGAUGUCAACUGGGGAGACUGUUGCAGUUAAAGUUCUCGCAACUAAUUCUAAACAAGGGGAGAAAGAAUUUCACACAGAGGUGAUGUUGUUGGGAAGGUUACAUCAUAGAAAUCUGGUGAAUUUGGUUGGGUAUUGUGCGGAAAAGGGGCAACAUAUGCUUAUAUAUGUCUACAUGAGUAAAGGCAGCUUGGCUUCCCACUUGUAUAGUGAAGAGAAUGGAGCUCUGGGUUGGGAAUUGAGGGUUCAUAUAGCUUUAGAUGUAGCAAGAGGCAUAGAGUAUCUUCAUGUUGGGGCAGUUCCUCCAGUAAUCCAUAGAGAUAUCAAAUCUUCCAAUAUUCUCUUGGACCAGUCCAUGCGAGCCAGGGUUGCUGAUUUUGGACUCUCAAGAGAAGAGAUGGUGGAUAAACAUGCUGCAAUUCGGGGCACCUUUGGUUAUCUUGAUCCUGAGUAUAUCUCUUCAGGAACAUUCACCAAAAAGAGUGAUGUAUACAGUUUUGGGGUUUUGCUCUUUGAACUUAUAGCUGGCCGAAAUCCUCAGCAAGGUCUAAUGGAAUAUGUUGAGCUUGCAGCCAUGAACAGUGAGGGGAAAGUUGGUUGGGAGGAGAUAGUUGAUUCUAGGCUUGAGGGAAAAUGUGAUUUUGAAGAGCUGAAUGAAGUGGCGGCCCUUGCCUACAAAUGCAUCAGCCGUGCCCCCAAGAAACGUCCUUCAAUGAGGGACAUUGUGCAAGUUUUGACUCGAAUCCUUAAAUCAAGGCACCAAAGGAAUCAUCAUCACAAAAAGUCCCUCUCAGCCACAGCUGAUGAAGUUUCAAUUGAUGUUGAUCAGCUAGAAACCAAGAGUUCUCUCCCUGCCCACAGAAGAGAAGAAUCUAUAGAUAGUACAGCUGACAUGUAUGAUUUGUAG
Messenger RNA from Sphenostylis stenocarpa, 1122 nucleotides. The record is from the annotation of a GenBank genome assembly. NCBI's taxonomy places the organism in Eukaryota, Viridiplantae, Streptophyta, Magnoliopsida, Fabales, Fabaceae.